Molecule: messenger RNA, 2334 nt
Organism: Puma concolor (puma)
Lineage: Eukaryota; Metazoa; Chordata; Mammalia; Carnivora; Felidae
Source: RefSeq, a predicted model, not a curated record
AUGCAGGACCAGACUCCACCAGCAACAGGAAUCUUGGACUCAAUGCCUUCCCCUGUGGAUCGUUCACAAAGGGAAUAUUUUCAAUACUUGCAGAACUUUAAUUUGGAGUUGGAGAAGGGGGAGAAGGCUCAGCGAUACAAGGGAAGAGUGUUCUACAAACCUAACCUUGAGUAUCAUCUGAAAAGCUAUUCAGAACCUUUUGAGCUCCUAAUUGGAGGCCAACCUCUGAGUUUUCCUCUUCUCCUUUCCACAGAUGCUUCUCCUCCCACAGAUGCCACUACACCCCACAAAUGCUGCUACACCAUAGGCACACUUUGUUACACGGCCUUGAUCCUCUCCAACUCCUAUAGAGGAGACCCUGGAAGCCUUUCUCCUGGAUUUGCACUCAAGGAAUUGUCACCAGUAGAGGACAUUUAUAAAGGAAAAUUUUACCACUUAGUGAUAUUGGAGAGAAAUGAAAGCCAUGGCAUCAAGAAUUUUGAUCUCAAGGAAGUCUGGGAAAAUAGGCAUGAGUUUGAAAAUCGGUGGAGAGAUGAUGCAAGAAAUUACAAAGAAGUGCCUUUGACUCAUAACAAAAAUCUCACUUGUAGGAAAGAUCAGCCACUUAAUCAGCCCUCAGUUACUCUUCCUGAAAAGCAGAGUGUUUCUGUGAGAAAAAAUACAUACCAGUAUGUCAUGAAUAAUGAACCAUUCAUCAGGACUUUGUUACAACAGGACAGUAACGUAAGUGGUUCUGGAAACCAGUAUAUAAACUGCUUGGAAAAUAGAAUUGGAUUAAGUUUGCAGGCACACCUGGGUGAACUCCAGAGAUUUGACAGUGAGGAGGAAACGUAUGAAUGUAGUAAUCCAACUGAGAAGUCUGUCAGCAAUGGUUCCUCAGUCUCACCACUUGAAAGAAUUCCUCCCAGGACCCAAAACAUUUGGAAUAAAUCUAGGAAGAUUUAUCAUUUGUUACCUGCCCAAGCCAGGAGAGGAUACACCAGAGGAAAAUCUUAUAAAUGUAAUGAAUGUGGGAAGGAUUUUAGCAAGAGCUCAAACCUCAUGAAUCAUGAGGGUAUUCUUUCUGCACAGAGACUUUACAAAUGUAAUGCAUGUAGCAAAGUGUUUGUUGAGUGUUCAAGCUUUACUCAAGAUAAGAAAAUCCAUACCGGUGAGAAACCUUACAAAGGUAAUGAGUGUGCCAAAGCGUUUACCCAAUUUGGCAACCUUAGUAGUCAUCAGAAAAUACCUGCUGGGGAGAAACAGCACAAAUGUAACUUGUGUAACAAGGCUUUUAUCCAAAGGUCAAGACUUAAGGCACAUCAGGUAAUUCAUACAGGAGAAAAACAUUAUAAAUGUACUAAAUGUGAUAAGGCUUUUAUCAAACAUUCAGCACGUUUGCGUCAUGAGAGAACUCAUACCGGUGAGAAACGUUACAAAUGUAUUGAUUGUGGCAAGGCCUUUUUGAGGAGUUCACACCUUACUCAGCAUAAGAGAAUCCAUACUGGAGAGAAACCUUACAAGUGUAAUGAAUGUGGCAGGGCUUUUAACCAAUUUUCACACCUUUGGUGUCAUGAGAAAAUUCAUACUGGCGACAAACCUUACAAAUGUAAUGAGUGUGGCAAAGCCUUUACCCAGGCUUCAAGACUCACUAAACAUCAGAGAGUCCAUACAGGACAGAAACCAUAUAAAUGUAAUGAAUGUGGUAGGGCUUUUAUCCAAUCUUCACACCUUAGGCGUCAUGAGAAAAUUCAUACUGGUGACAAACCUUACAUAUGUCAUGAGUGUGGCAAAGCCUUUACCCAGCGUUCAAAACUCACUACACAUCAGAGAAGAAUGCAUACUGGAGAGAAACCUUACAAAUGUAAAGAGUGUGGCAAAUCAUUUACACAAUUUGGAAAUCUCACUAUGCAUCAGAAAAUACACACUGGGGAAAAACCACACAAAUGUAAUGUGUGUGACAAGGCUUUUAUCCAAAGGUCAUACCUUGUGGCACAUCAGAGAAUUCACACAGGAGAAAGACCUUAUAGAUGUAAGAAAUGUAGUAAGGCUUUUGUCAACCAUUCAGAACUUUUGCGUCAUGAGAGGACUCAUACUGGUGAGAAACCUUACAAAUGUAUUGACUGUGGCAAGGCCUUUUGGAGGAGUUCACAUCUUAUUCAGCAUAAGAGAAUCCAUACUGGUGAGAAACCUUACAAGUGUAAUGAAUGUGGCAGGGCUUUUAACCAAUUUUCACACCUUUGGUGUCAUAAGAGAAUUCAUACUGGCGACAAACCUUACAAAUGCAAUGAGUGUGGCAAAGCGUUUACCCGACUUGGAAAACUUACUAAUCAUCAGAAAAUACACACUGGCUAG